Alligator mississippiensis (American alligator) is the source of this 1623-nucleotide messenger RNA. It is a transcript of the gene CA9, whose product is annotated as carbonic anhydrase 9. Gene Ontology annotation, cellular component: plasma membrane. The record is from RefSeq and is a predicted model, not a curated record. Gene Ontology annotation, molecular function: carbonate dehydratase activity; zinc ion binding. NCBI's taxonomy places the organism in Eukaryota, Metazoa, Chordata, Crocodylia, Alligatoridae. The transcript has 14 exons. Bases 131 to 1435 code for a protein of 434 amino acids.
GAGUCACGGCCCCCUGCCCUCCUCUCUCCUCCCCUCCGCCGGCUCACGCACACGCGGCUCGGCUCCGCUCCUCUCCGCUGCGCUGCGCUGAGCUGCGCUCCGGGGCCGGCUGCUCCGCACCAUCGGGGAGAUGGGUUGCUCCCGGCCGGGGCUGGGACUGGGACUGGGGCUCGCCCUCGCCCUUGCCCUGCUGCUGCGGACGGCGCCGGCCCGGGCGGAGGACAAGUCGGAGCCGGAGGACGGCCCGCACCACGGGACAGGUGCUGCCCAUGGGCACUGGAGCUAUGCAGACAAGCUGUCGUGGAGCCAGGGCUUCCCGGACUGUAGUGGCCAGAAACAGUCGCCCAUCAACAUCAUCACUGAGGCAACACUCUUCAGCCCCCAGCUGCAGCCCAUCCACCUGUCUGGCUACAACCUGCCCCCCUCGGAGCAGCUGACACUGAAGAACAAUGGACACACCGUCGUGCUGCGACUGCCCGCAACCCUGACCAUGUCUGGCAGCAACGGCCAGCAGUACCAGGCUGUGCAGCUGCACCUGCACUGGGGCUCCCCCGCCGGACCCGGCUCUGAGCACACUGUGGACGGCCAGCGCUACCAAGCCGAGAUCCAUGUGGUGCAUUACAACACCCGGUACGACAGCAUCUUCCAAGCCAUGACCCAGCCUGACGGCCUGGCCGUGCUUGCCGCACUUCUGCAGGCUGGGCCGGAGAAAAACCCAUCCUAUGAGCAUGUGCUUGAGCACCUGGAAGAGGUCUCUGAGGAAGGUGACGACACGCUUGUGGCUGGGUUCAACAUUGCUGGGCUGCUCCCUGCCGAUCUCAGCCGCUACUUCCGGUACAACGGCUCCCUGACCACCCCGCCCUGCUACCAGACUGUGAUGUGGACCGUCUUCAACCAGACCGUGCGCCUGUCUCUGGACCAGAUCUUGAAGCUGGAGGAGACGCUGUAUGGAGACCACGACAAGCUCCUGGAGAACAACUUCCGGCUACCCCAGGCCAUGCACGGCCGGAGGGUGCUGGCAAGCUUCUCGGUGGCCCGUGGCCCAGAGGUGCCUUCUGUGCCAGCAGGUGGGGGGUCCCCCGUGCCCCCCACCUCUGACAACGCCACAGGGGCAGGCACCAGCGGAGCACCCCAACCAGAUGAUGGGGAAGCUGCGAUGACCCCUGUCCCUGAUGGCCACGCAGGGGCUGCUGCUGGCCGAGGACUUGGACCAGGUGGCAGCAGCCCAGAGGGUACAGGGCCCGAAACGCACCUGGGCUCCUCCUUUCAGGCAGGGGACGUGCUGGCCGUGCUGUUCGGGGUGCUGUUUGCCGUCACUGCCCUCGCCUUCCUUGUCUACGUCCACAAGCAGCGGAGCCACAGCCGCAGGCUGGACUCUCCGGACAAGCCCAAGGUCAUCUACACGGCAGCCACUACGGAGGAGAACGCAGUGUAGCCCCCCCCGACCUCCACCAACAUGGCCCAGCUCCUAGGGCUGGUGGCUGUGGCACCCCUGCAGGUCCCACUCCCUGCCGUCCUGCCCACCACCCCUCACAGACUGUGUCCUGAGCCAUGUCCAUGCACUCCCUCCCCCCCCCAAACACAGAUAUUUUUGUUAUAAAAAGAUAAAAGGUACAAAAACCA